AUGCAGAGGUCGCAUGGGAAAGUGACAUACACAAAUGCCCACGUUCUCACUGACAAACUGUUGUACUUGUUUAUUUUCUUCUCUCCUCUUAUUCGUUCGUCUCUCACUGGUGAUUUAGUUCAUUACGCAUUCAACCGUUGUACUCGUGUCAUAUAUGGGACUUCUGUAUCAGGUCGAGUGCCUCCUCCACCUAAUCAGCUGGCUGCACGCCAACGUACAUCCCAGAAAUACUGCACACGAAGUAUCGCAAAUGAGAUGAACCGUGACCACGUUGCCUGUGUAUCACACGCAGUUCAAUACUUUUCGGGAAGUUUGUAGUCCAAAUGGAUACUGACGACAGAGGGACAAGUUUCAACAUGGCGGCCUCCAUGCGGGCAGCAGAGCUAGCUCCGUGGUCGCGAAUAUUGAGCAUAUUCCCUGGAAAGUUUACUUUUGCCUUUUGCUAUGGCUCAGGUGCAUUGCCCCAGAAAGGAAUAACAAACAUGAAGAGCAACAUGCUGGACGUUAUCCUUGCUGUAGAUGAUCCCCUCACUUGGCACAAAGAAAACUUGGAAACAAAUUGGAAACACUACUCCUUUCUACGGUAUGGUGGGGCACAUCUUGUGAACAAAGUGCAGAAAGAUUUCGGUGCAUACGUGUACUACAACACUCACGUCCCUUACGACAGCGGUCAGAUGAAGUACGGCGUCAUAAGCACCGAUCGUUUGAUUACUGACCUGCUUGACUGGGAAACAUUGUAUCUCAGUGGAAGGUUACACAAACCUAUAAGAAUCCUUCAGGAGCCCACUCCUGAAAUUAGACGUGCAAUGGCCUUGAACUACAUCACCGCGAUCCAUACAGCUCUGCUCACCCUGCCUGACACCUUCACGGAAGAGGAGCUGUACCUGAAAAUCGCGGGCCUCUCCUAUGUAGGUGAUUUCAGAAUGAUAAUUGGCGAAGACAAGAACAAGAUCAACAACAUUGUGGGUGCACAGUUGCAAGAGUUCCGGAAUCUUUACAAGCCAUAUCUCAAGCUUACAAAGAUGAUACAGUGGAAUGAAACAAAUAACACUUUUGAGCAAGAUCCAAGUCCCGAUGCAAAGCUUCAUCACCUGAACCUACUUCCAAAGUCAAUUCAGUCUCAUCUACUAAAGAUUUGGAACAAGGAUGGAAGGCACAGAGACCUUGAGGAUGUUCUUCAAGCUGUUAGCCAUGACCCUCACUGCCAUGUCUUCAUUGAAGAAGCAAUAAGUGGCAUUGUCUGGAAGUACAGUUGGACACAAACUGCGAAAGGAGUUGUCACAGCAGGUGUUUGGAAAUCCCUGCACUAUGGAAGCAAGAAAAUCAUAAAAAUGUUCAAAAGCAUGAGCACCACACAACUAGGGUUUAAACUUUGAAACGUUGCGGAGUAGUUUUUAUUCGUGUUCAUCUUCACAUCGUGACAUCACAUGGUUGUGCUGCUGGUCAGAAGAAGUCAUUAGGUUAGUAAUGCAUGGUCAGCCAUAAGUUUCAUUAGGGAGGCAAGGAAGAACAUCAUCAACAUGCAAAACAGAACUCUUGUUUGGUUGUUACUUGACAUGCAGUGCAUAAGUUAUGAAAAUGUUUGUGGGUGGUUUUUGGGGGCAUUUUUGCUUGACUGUGUAGCAAGCAUCACGUGGAACUGUACUAGGUUAAUAAAUUAUAUCUAGUCUUUGUUAGA
This is a messenger RNA of Ornithodoros turicata, 1678 nucleotides long. Its product is annotated as phosphatidate cytidylyltransferase, mitochondrial-like. Bases 324 to 1376 code for a protein of 350 amino acids. The transcript has 9 exons. Lineage: Eukaryota; Metazoa; Arthropoda; Arachnida; Ixodida; Argasidae. Gene Ontology annotation, molecular function: phosphatidate cytidylyltransferase activity. Gene Ontology annotation, biological process: CDP-diacylglycerol biosynthetic process; cardiolipin biosynthetic process. The record is from RefSeq and is a predicted model, not a curated record. Gene Ontology annotation, cellular component: mitochondrion.